This is a messenger RNA of Patiria miniata (bat star), 1544 nucleotides long. Its product is annotated as Bloom syndrome protein-like. The record is from RefSeq and is a predicted model, not a curated record. Gene Ontology annotation, cellular component: chromosome; nucleus; cytoplasm. The transcript has a single exon. NCBI's taxonomy places the organism in Eukaryota, Metazoa, Echinodermata, Asteroidea, Valvatida, Asterinidae. Gene Ontology annotation, biological process: double-strand break repair via homologous recombination. Gene Ontology annotation, molecular function: four-way junction helicase activity; nucleic acid binding; ATP binding. The coding region runs from base 271 to 1467 and encodes 398 amino acids.
UUUAUAUCGACAACUUGUGAACAGAAAUUUAACCAGACAUCGUCACUUCAGUACUGCACCUCACAUCUCCUCUUGUUUACUUAUUUAUUACGUGGUAGUGUACUGGACACUCUAUUAGUAAAUAGUACAUGACAUAUUAAUAUGAGUGUAACUCAGACAAUGUCACUGUCAGACAUAGACAGUUCAGGUUGCUAAAAUUAUUUAGAUUAGGCAUUUUGGGGGGCUACUACUACUAAACUACUGUACAAGUACAAGUAAAAUCUACAUUUGAUGGCUCUCUCCUCGAUCAGUUGCAUGGAGUUGCCGGCAUCUACAAUGUUAUCCUGGCAAAUUAACAGCUUUUGGCCCUCGGUGCAAUAUGCAGUAAAUCAGUUACAGCUCAGUGUUAAUCUCAAACCUGCACAGUGUCGGGCAUUAUGGGAACUGUUCAAUGGACAUGAUGUGUUUGUCAUUCUUCCCACAGGCUAUGGCAAAAGCCUUAUUUAUCAGCUAGCUGUUUAUAUGCUUGGACAUAAACUAAACAUAAAAAAUCCAAAACUUCUGGUAGUCACUCCUCUGAAUGCCAUAGUUCAAGAUCAAGCCUCAAAACUUUCUAGCAUUGGGGUCCAAGUUGGUAUUCUUCGUGGUCAUAUGACUGGGUCUUGUCCUGAUCAUCAAAGUGAUGAAGAAGAAGAAGAAGAGACAAACCGCAUUUCAUCUACAGAUGUUUGUAUUGCUGGGAGCACCGAGGAGCAACUACGCAAAGCAAAUAUUGUCUAUGCCCAUCCUGAAGCAGUUGUGUCAUCUCGUCCCUAUUUACUGUCUGAUGCAAUCCAAAAUACCGUGGUUGCUACGGUGGUAGAUGAAGCACAUUGCAUAGUAGAAUGGGGUCUGGAUUUUAGACAGGACUUUGCAAAGUUAGCCAUUUUAGCUAGCCUAUUUCCACAUACUCCAACAGCUGCAAUGACGGCAACCGCUCCCCAAGAUUACAGAGAAGCCAUAAUUAAAUCACUUUGCUUGAAGAAGCCAGUAAUUAUUAGCAGGAACCCCGACAGAGAAAACAUCAUGUAUGCCGUAAAGAGUCGAUUGCCCUCUACCCAUGGUGUUCAAAGUUACUACGACAUACUCUAUCCAAUAGCCAUCAAGUUGCUUGAAGAACGCAUCUGUUAUCCAUCCAAUAUCAUUUACAUGAAACUAAAGUACUGCGGCUAUGCACACAGGCUAUUUGAAAAUGUACUUGGAGUUCAUCAGUACUAUCCAGAAACAUGUGCUGGUCCAGAUCACAGAUUGUUCGGUCAGUAUCAUGCGCCCCAAACUGAAGAAAUGAAACAAGUUCUGCUCAAGCAACUGUCAUCACAGAACACAUGCAGGGUUGUGUUUGUAACAUGUGCAGUAGGGAUGGGUGUAGAUGCCCCAAGUAUUCGCCAUGUUGUACACAUUGGAGUGCCACAUACAAUGAGAGCUUACUUUCAAGAGACAGGACAUUAAAUCUUUAAUGACCUGGUAUUCAUCCUUUGCAGCUGACCUAUGAGUGUGUUUCACUGACAAAUUGUGUACACUGGUAU